This is a messenger RNA of Erythranthe guttata (spotted monkey flower), 3395 nucleotides long. Its product is annotated as putative late blight resistance protein homolog R1A-3. Gene Ontology annotation, molecular function: ADP binding. Gene Ontology annotation, biological process: defense response to other organism. The record is from RefSeq and is a predicted model, not a curated record. Lineage: Eukaryota; Viridiplantae; Streptophyta; Magnoliopsida; Lamiales; Phrymaceae.
AAAACCCGAUUUCAACAAAUUAUAAACUUGUAGCGGAUUCAUAUAAUCAAAAAAUAAUAAAUUCUGUCAGCUGUCUAAAUGCCAAUGCUGACUUAGUCAUUGGAACAACUUGAAUAUUAUCUUACAUUUAAUUUCAGACACAGGGUGUUGACUUUGCUCUUCUUGUUAGUGUUUGAGAAAUCAAAAGUUGCUUUCUUUUAGCACUACUACUAAUUUUUGAUAAUCUGUUAGUGGUCUGAAAAUUGUUUUAUCGAAAUAUAUAAGGAAGCCAUAGAUGGCUGCUUAUGGAGCUUUAGUUUCUCUCACACACACUAUUGAUCAGGUUCUGCAACCUCCUCCUGCUCAUCACUUCAUUAUCGAUAGAGAACGGAUCGAAUCUCUACGAGAAAGGGUAGUUUUGUUGCUCGAUUUUCUGGCAAAUCAAUCUUUUAGACGAAGCAAAGAGGUUGAAGAUUUGGAGAUGCGGAUCACGGAUGCAUCUAAUGCAGCAGAGGAUAUAAUCGAAUCGAAUGCGAGGAACCAAAUUCGUGCAAAAUAUGAAUUCUUUAGAAAAAUGAGGUCCACCCUGAAAAACAUGGUGCAUAUCAAUGUCAAGAGAGACAUACCGAUGAUAGUAGAAGAGUUUGUCUUUAUCGAGAAAGAGUUAAGGAAUAUCAAAGACGACAAAGUCACGGAAGACGAGCAAUCUGAAAAGUCACCGACUGUUAGUUCGCCGAGGCCUCUCUCCGGCGGCAAAAACACCAUGGUGGGAUUCGAUGAGCACUUGAUUCAAAUAAUGAGCAUGCUCGCCACAGAUGAAUCUGAUCGUCGGAUUAUCCCUAUUGUUGGGAUGGGUGGCAUAGGUAAGACUACUCUUGCCACUAAUGUUUAUAAUAAUCCUUUUAUAGUGGAAAAGUUUGAGGUUCGUGCUUGGUUUGUGGUAUCCCAAGAAUGUACUGGCAAAGAGAUUCUGCUAGGCCUUUUGCGUCAAGUUGUUACUACAGGUCGAAAUGAACUUGAGAUGAACGAUGACGAUGAGCUGGGAGAAAAGUUGCACAAAACUUUGUUUGGGAGGAGGUAUUUGAUAGUGAUGGAUGACAUAUGGGAUAUCAAGGCUUGGGAGAUGGUGAAUAGGUUCCUUCCGGAUAAUGAUAACGGAAGUCGAAUCUUGGUAACUACUAGGCUGAUGAAGUUGGCUUCAGAUGUUGGGUCUUGUACCCCUUAUCAACUGAAUCUUCUAGAAAAAUCACAGAGUUGGGAUCUACUCCGUGAAAAGAUAUUUGCUGAAGGACGUUGCCCCGUUGAAUUGGAGGUAAUUGGAAGAAAAAUUGCCAAAAAAUGCAGAGGACUUCCUUUGGCACUUGUUGUUGUUGGUGGGCUUCUUGCAAAGUCCGAAAGAGAUCAUUGGAAGUACGUCGAAGAAGAUUUAACUUCAUCAGUAAACAAUCAAGAUGAUGAGUUCUGCAUGAAGAUAUUGUUGUUGAGUUAUAUUCACUUGCCUAUAUAUCUCAAGCCUUGUUUCCUUUACUUUGCCGUGUUUCCACAGGACAUUGAUAUCAAAGUGUCAUGGCUAGUCAGAUUGUGGAUUGCUGAGGGAUUUAUAAGACAAUGUAAGCAUAAAAGCUUAGAAGAAAUCGGAGAGGAGUAUUUGGAAGAUCUUAUAGAUCGAAAUCUCAUUCUCGUCGGUAAGCGAAAGAUAAGUGGAGAAGUGAAGACCUACCACAUACAUGAUCUUUUAAGCGAUCUAUGCAAGAGUGAAGCUCGGAAACACAAUUUUCUAGUCUUUGCAAAGCUUGAUAAGACCAAAGCUUCAUCGGAUAUGUUGAGCGUACGCCGCCUUAUCAUUAAUGGUGGCCGAUGGAAAAAGAUUAAAUUAAGAGCCUCUGGAUCAGCGGCAACUACUAGGUCUUUCAUAAGCUUCUUUUAUGGGAAUUCUUCUAGUUAUAGUGCUCGUCGGUUUAUAUUACUGCGGGUACUAGAUGUGGUUGAUAGAUAUCCUCAACAUGAGAUUCUAAAGCUAAUUAACUCAAGAUACGUUGCUUGCAUGGGUUCGUUAUCUAUGUCGUCUUCUAUAUCCCGACUAUGGAGUCUACAAACCUUGGUUGUUGAUGAAGAGUUGACUCUACCUAUUGAGAUAUGGCAGAUGCCCCAACUUCGACAUGUUAAGGCCAAAACAAUUUCUCUCCCCGAUCCUCCUUCAGAUAAUGCCCAAAAAAUCACAGUUCUUGAAAAUCUACAAACACUUUCGACAGUCGGAGAAUUCAAAUGUAGCGAAGAGGUAAUUAAACGAAUCCCAAAUGUGAAGAAGUUGGGGAUUGUUUGUUCGACAGUUGGAUCUCAUUGUUUAAGCAAUCUCGGCUUUCUCCAUAAACUUGAAUCACUUAGUCUAGCAUUUGAUGGUACAAUUGGUCGUGGAAACAUGGUGUUCCCAAGUUCAGUUAAGAAAUUGUGCUUAAGUGAAUGCAAGAUUCCUUGGGAAGAUAUGUCCAUUGUUGGUUCGUUGCCCAAUCUUCAAGUUCUCAAGUUGCGGUCGAAUGCUGCUGUAGGCCAAAAGUGGAUUUCAAAUGAAGAGGAAUUCGUUCGACUGAAGUUCCUUUUGAUUGAGCUGCGUGAGUUGGAGAUAUGGGAAGCAGACAGUACGCAUUUCCCAUGUCUUGAGGAACUACAUCUUCGGACCUUGAACCUGAAAGAAAUCCCGUCGGAUUUUUCGGAAAUAUUACCGCUUCAAGUGAUCGACUUAAACCUCUGCAGCAGUUCCCUUCUGACAUCAGCAAAGGAAAUGUCGGAGGAGAGAGAGAACCUAGGAUACGACGCUCUUCAAAUUCGAUAUUCUUCAUUAGGAGUGCUAACAAUUUUGGUGAAGAGAGGUAUUAACCUUUCUGUUCGUGACGGCCGCAUCAGAGAUCCUUAUGUUGUUAUCAAGAUGGGCGAAAAGAGGCUGAAGACUCGUGCUGUCAUAAGGAAUGUUAAUCCUGACUGGGAUAAGGAUUUCACAAUUGUUGUUUCAGAUCCUUGUCAACCAAUCUCUCUGACGGUAUACGAUCAGUACAAGUUCAACUUGGAUGACAAAAUGGGAGAUGCAGAUUUUGAUAUUAGACCGUUGGUAGAAGUUGCGAAGAUGAAUCCAAAUGGCCUUCCAAAUGGUACGGUAAGCACAAUAAUAUUGCCUUCGAUCUCCAAUUGCCUUGCUGAAGAGAGUUCCCUUGUUUGGAAAGACAACAGAGUAAUGCAGGACAUGCGCCUGAGGCUGAAAAAUAUCGAUUGUGGGGAAGUCGAACUUCAACUCGAGUGGUCUGAUUGUUUUAGUUAUUACAAGCGUUCUUAAAAAACAUUAUAUUUGAUCGCAUACUAUGUAACAGUUUUUACUUCAUUAUAAAUUGGGUUAAAUACAAAAACACCCAUGUACAAUGAAUUUU